AUGUCAACACAUGAUUCUCAUCAGCUUAGUUCUUACAACAGUGAUUCUUUAAGUUGGGCUAAUGAAGAUGAAUUAAAUGAAUCAAAUGAUUCUCCUGAUCAACUUCCGUCAAGUGGAGUUACUGUUACUAAUAGUUUAGUUACAGAUAAGGAUGGUUUGGAAAAAGAAUGUGGUAAUGACUACGAAUUAUCAACUGGAACAGGCAAUUUAAAAGCUCACCUUC
This is a messenger RNA of Dentiscutata heterogama, 223 nucleotides long. NCBI's taxonomy places the organism in Eukaryota, Fungi, Glomeromycota, Glomeromycetes, Diversisporales, Gigasporaceae. The record is from the annotation of a GenBank genome assembly.